Messenger RNA from Nicotiana attenuata, 723 nucleotides. Its product is annotated as zeatin O-glucosyltransferase-like. Lineage: Eukaryota; Viridiplantae; Streptophyta; Magnoliopsida; Solanales; Solanaceae. The transcript has a single exon. The record is from RefSeq and is a predicted model, not a curated record. The coding region runs from base 1 to 723 and encodes 240 amino acids.
AUGCAGAAAAUUCAGUUUCAUGAAUUCCCAACUCCAGAUUUUGAGUCACCUCCUCCUGUUCAAAAUUCAAUCUCAAAAUUUCCAACACAUCUUCAACCAUCUUUUGAAGCCUCUAAACAGCUACGCGAACCGUUUUCGAAUCUCCUACAUAAAUUCUCCAACAAAGUGAAAAGAAUUGUUGUUAUACAUGACCCUCUUAUGUCUUCUGUGGUGCAAGAUGUUUCUUCCAUUCCAAAUGCGGAGUCCUAUGCCUUCAAUUGCAUCUCUGCUUUCACUCAAUUCUUUAGCUUUUGGGAAGCUAUUGGAAGACCUUUUCCAGUUGAGGGAAUGCCAAAAAAUCUACCAUCAAUGGAAGGGUGUUUUUCCUUUGAAAUCAUGAAUUUUAUGGCUUAUCAGUAUGAGUUUAUGCACUACAGAUCAGGAGAUUUAUUCAACUCAUGCAGAUUGGUUGAAGGAACUUAUGUUGAUAUGUUAAACAAGUUGGAAAUGAAUGCAAACAAGAAGCAAUGGGCUAUUGGACCUAUACUACCAGAUUUGACAAUUAUUACAGGCAAAUAUUCAAGAAACAUGCACAAAAGCUUGGAAUGGCUAGAUAAACAAGCUCCAAAAUCAGUUCUUUAUAUCUCUUUUGGAUCGGCAACUACAAUGACCGAUGAACAAAUUGGCUAUGGGGUUAGAAAGGAGCAAGCAAAAGUUUUUGUGGGUGUUGAGAGAUGCAGAUAA